UCAAAAAUGGAAACCAUAGAAAGCGAUGAUGGAUUUUAUUCAGAAGGAGUCCGAGCUGAAGGGAAACACGAUUCAGCAGGUAGACAGAACUCCAAGAACAAAGACUCUGAAUCAGCAGGAAAGUCUCAAUUUAAUCUUUCACAAGUAAAUUUAUUUCUUCACUGUUGACACUCUGCUUUCUGUUCAGAGUUUGAUGUCAGGUUGGUGGGAGGAGCCAGUCACUGUGCGGGUACACUGGAGUUGAAACAUCUGGGAGAGUGGAGACCAGUGGAUUUCGAUGGGUGGACCAUGAAUGCAGCAGCAUCUGUCUGUGCACAUCUGGACUGUGGCUCUCCUGUUGUCAUAGACCAAACACGUAGCUCUGCAGACAGACCUGUGUGGAAAAUCAGAGAUGGCUGUUUUUGGAGUCGAGGUUCUCUGAGAGGGUGUACAUCAUCAUCGGAAUCACCUGUCAUCACAAAAGUUAACUGUUCAGACUCUGUCAGGCUGCUGAAUGGUUCCAGUCUGUGUUCAGGCAGACUGGAGGUGAAGUCUAACCAGAGCUGGGCCUCAGUGUGUGAAGCUGACUUUGACCAGCAGGAUGCAGAGGUGGUCUGUAGGGAGCUUGGCUGUGGGCCUCCUGCAGUCCUCCAGGGGGCGCUCUAUGGAGAAGUGGAGGCUCCAGUGUGGAGCAAAGAGUUCCAGUGUGGAGGCCAUGAGUCUGCUCUCCUGGACUGUAGAAGCUCAGGCUCAGCUAGAACCAGCUGCUCACCUGGCAAAGCUGUUGGACUCACCUGCUCAGAGCCUGUCAGGUUGGUGGGAGGAGCCAGUCGCUGUGCAGGUACACUGGAGCUGAAACUUCUGGGAGAUUGGAGACCAGUGUAUGGCUCUGAUUGGACCCUGAAGGAAGCAGGUGCUGUCUGUCAACGUCUGGACUGUGGCUCUGCUGUCUCUGCACAAGCGAGAAAUGAGACCAACUCCAAACUUUCAUGGGGGAUCUAUAGCCAGAAUGUUGCAUUUCAACCAGAUCUGAGGGAACUUCCAGCAUCAACAUACAUCACUAACGUCUUCAUCAAUCUCACCUGUUCAGACUCUGUCAGGCUGCUGAAUGGUUCCAGUCUGUGUUCAGGCAGACUGGAGGUGAAGUCUGACCAGAGCUGGGCCUCAGUGUGUGAAGCUGACUUUGACCAGCAGGAUGCAGAGGUGGUCUGUAGGGAGCUUGGCUGUGGGCCUCCUGCAGUCCCCCAGGGGGCGCUCUAUGGCGAAGGUGAGGCUCCAGUGUGGAGCAAAGAGUUCCAGUGUGAAGGCCAUGAGUCUGCUCUCCUGGACUGUAGAAGCUCAGGCUCAGCUAGAACCAGCUGCUCACCUGGCAAAGCUGUUGGACUCACCUGCUCAGAGCCUUAUGAUAUCAGGUUGGUGGGAGGAGCCAGUCGCUGUGGAGGUACAGUGGAGCUGAAACAUCUGGGAGAGUGGUUCCCACUGGAUGGCUUUGAAUGGACCGUGAAAGAAGCAGCUGUUAUCUGUCAACGUCUGGACUGUGGCUCUGUUCUCUCUGUAAAAAAGACAGAGGACUCCUAUUCCAAACAGUCAUGGUUGGGUCCUUGGCACUGUGUUCAGUCUCUGUCUGAUCUGAGGGACUGUGUGAUACCAGGAUUCACUUCCAGGGUCUACCAUUUCACCUGUUCAGACUCUGUCAGGCUGCUGAAUGGUUCCAGUCUGUGUUCAGGCAGACUGGAGGUGAAGUCUGACCAGAGCUGGGCCUCAGUGUGUGAAGCUGACUUUGACCAGCAGGAUGCAGAGGUGGUCUGUAGGGAGCUUGGCUGUGGGCCUCCUGCAGUCCCCCAGGGGGCGCUCUAUGGAGAAGUGGAGGCUCCAGUGUGGAGCAAAGAGUUCCAGUGUGGAGGCCAUGAGUCUGCUCUCCUGGACUGUAGAAGCUCAGGCUCAGCUAGAACCAGCUGCUCACCUGGCAAAGCUGUUGGACUCACCUGCUCAGAUUCUUAUGAUAUCAGGUUGGUGGGAGGAGCCAGUCGCUGUGCAGGUACACUGGAGCUGAAACUUCUGGGAGAGUGGAGACCAAUGAGUGGCCGUCUUUGGACUGUGAAUGAAUCAGCUGUUAUCUGUGAACAUCUGAACUGUGGCUCUGCUGUCUCUGUAGAACAGAGAAUAGAGUUCAGUUCCAAACCUUCAUGGGACAUCAGAGAUGGCUGUACUAAGUCUCUGUCUGAUCUGAGGGACUGUCCAAAAUCAAAAUUCACUUACAUCUCCUACCAUUUCACCUGUUCAGACUCUGUCAGGCUGCUGAAUGGUUCCAGUCUGUGUUCAGGCAGACUGGAGGUGAAGUCUGACCAGAGCUGGGCCUCAGUGUGUGAAGCUGACUUUGACCAGCAGGAUGCAGAGGUGGUCUGUAGGGAGCUUGGCUGUGGGCCUCCUGCAGUCCUCCAGGGGGCGCUCUAUGGAGAAGUGGAGGCUCCAGUGUGGAGCAAAGAGUUCCAGUGUGGAGGCCAUGAGUCUACUCUCCUGGACUGUAGAAGCUCAGGCUCAGCUAGAACCAGCUGCUCACCUGGCAAAGCUGUUGGACUCACCUGCUCAGAGCCUGUCAGGUUGGUGGGAGGAGCCAGUCGCUGUGCAGGUAGACUGGAGCUGAAACAUCUGGGAAAGUGGAGACCAGUGAUUGGCUCUGACUGGACCCUGAAGGAAGCAGCUGUUAUCUGUCAACAUCUGGAUUGUGGCUCUGCUGUUAGCAGUUAUAGACAGAGAGAGGGGGUCAGCACCGUCAAGUUUCAUGUGUGGGUGAUGACACCUGACUGUGUUCAGGGCGGAUCUGCUCUGGGGAGCUGUGCAGUAUUUAAUUACUCUCUUUUCAUCACACAUAUCACCUGCUCAGACCUGCUGAUUCAGCCAAUCAUUUCUGGAUCCUCCAUGGACGGGGUCUCUGAGGCCCAGCAGCAAGGGCUUCAGGUAUCCAGAAGCUCCAACUUUACCAUCAGCUGUUCCAUCCAGCCACAGUUCCCAGGAGGCUUCUUCCAGCUCACCUUCAACGAAGAAUACAAAUACAUGCAGGCAGCUGUCAAUCACUCUGCCCACUUCCUGUUUCCUCCAGCAGAGCCCGCCCACCAAGGAAGUUACAGCUGUGUUUAUCACGUUUACGUUUUUUCCCAUAACUUUUCAUCUGAGAGCCGCCUGCUGUCUGUCACUGUCUCAGAUCCCACAGGUCUUAUCAUCAGAGUGGUCCUCCUGCCGCUGAUUCUGCUGUUGGAGAACGUUGUCUUGUAUUUCUACUGUAAGGUCAGCAGGGGGCGAAAGUCACGCAGGCGGGAGCACAUUGAGCUGGUGGACCGUAAACUCAGUGUUUGUGCAGCUGAAGGAGGGCCGGCUGAAGAAGGAGCUCGUGGAGAAGAGGAGGACGUCCCAGCAGCUCAUCGGACAUCCCGAUAAAUUUGAGAGCAGAAACAGAAGCGAUCGUCAGCUCAGUCAAGGAUCUGACUUUAACCACAAGACUGUAUAUGAACAUGCACACAUUUUGGGUCUGAAAAUGAAACCACGCCUUAAACCUGCAUUCCUUCUAAUGACCAGCAGGAGGCGACUGAAGUCCUAUUGUAGAGAAGUCUAUGAGAAAAUGAGCCUACUGCUCAGCUGAUCAUCAGUGAACAUUUUCCUGAUGAGUUCGUGGUCUCAGUCUCUAGUUUUAAGUCUGUUGGGGUUGCAUUUUUUAGCCAAAGAAUAAAAUGAAAAACCAGCGCUGGACAAAUGAUGGAGGCCAACCUGCAGCACACAGACUCUGUUUACGUGCAGAUAGUGGCAGCAUAAAGAUGUUCAGGUUAGAGAGGAACAGAGGGGAGGGAGA
Archocentrus centrarchus (flier cichlid) is the source of this 3823-nucleotide messenger RNA. RefSeq names its product scavenger receptor cysteine-rich type 1 protein M130-like. The record is from RefSeq and is a predicted model, not a curated record. Gene Ontology annotation, cellular component: plasma membrane. Gene Ontology annotation, biological process: zymogen activation. Bases 289 to 3414 code for a protein of 1041 amino acids. NCBI's taxonomy places the organism in Eukaryota, Metazoa, Chordata, Actinopteri, Cichliformes, Cichlidae. The transcript has 14 exons. Gene Ontology annotation, molecular function: serine-type endopeptidase activity.